Cryptomeria japonica (Japanese cedar) is the source of this 4128-nucleotide messenger RNA. RefSeq lists its product as uncharacterized. Lineage: Eukaryota; Viridiplantae; Streptophyta; Pinopsida; Cupressales; Cupressaceae. Bases 281 to 3415 code for a protein of 1044 amino acids. The transcript has 6 exons. The record is from RefSeq and is a predicted model, not a curated record.
GUUCUCUCCACAGAUAUUUUCGGCACGUUGUGGACUUGGAAAUAUAAUGAACGUUUGGGGCUCCAACGGCUAUCUAUUUCCACAAUUAAUAAAAUGAAAAUCCUUCCCCACAUCAGAUCAAUUGGCCAAUUCUUUCUCUGGAACCCCAUGUGACACAGACUGAUUCGCAAAGCAAAAUAGAAUUUUCUCACAAAAUCUAAGCUUUCUCAGUCUCUAGAGCUUGACCGACUUUACUUUGAGAAAAGCUAACUAAGCUCUCACAAGUUCAUAAUCUUGAAGAAUGGAGUUGCAGAGAGCAGUUUCGAUUGGUGCCAGAAUAACAGGAGCCUUACAUACUCAAAGACACGAUGAUGCAACUGCUGAUACUUUUCAUAGUACGAGGAAUCUGUCACAUCAACAAGAAGAAAUGUCAACCCUUAUGCACAAUGCAGAGGAGAUGGUCAAAGGAGAGACUACACCAGAUUUGGCAGAAGGCAAGAGUUGUAUCAUUAGCCAGUCUGAAGAUGAUCAGAUUAGCAAUAAAUCUGUUCAUGGGCUCAAUCAAACUGAAGAUAUCAAGAAUGAUGAUAACAUGAAUUCACUCAAAGCUUGUGAAAUCCAUGCAAACAAUGUACCUGAGGCUGAAACAAUGUCAUCACUGGAAUCUUCUUCUAAUGUGACUAUGGUUGUAAGCAAACAAAGCCUAUGUACUGCUUCUGUUAAAUUCCAGCCUAAAUUAGACAGGGAAGAUAACAAAAAGGCAUUUACCUAUGAACAUUCAGAUUCUUUUGAAAAUAAAGAUACAACAGAAAGCGUAAAGAAAGGGACCGAGAAACAUGACAGAUGCACACCAUCUGCAAAUUCACACAUCAUUGGCACUUCUUACAGUAGAGGGUCUCCUAUGGACUGGUUCCCACGACGGAGGACAGAAUCAUAUCUGGAACGGAAGAUUAGGAUGUUGCAGGAAGUGGAAGGCAUGAAUGGCACACUUGAUGAAACUUUGGGUGGAUCAAAUCCACACUUAUCUCGAAUAGAAAGAGAAAAGCUUGAAGCUCAAGCUGCAGCAGCAGUAGCAAUGGAUGCUCAUAAAGCUGCAUUGGUGGAAGCUGCCUGGUGCCGCAUCCUUAAAGCAGCUAGAAUUCCGUGUGAAUUGGCUGAAGUAGAACUGCAGAAUGCUGAGAAGAAGGCUGCAGAAUCUUUUGAUGCAGCAUCCGUACUUGGGGUAGUUAUGCAUAACAAACCUGGAAGUUCCAAGCAAUCGUUGGAAGUUAAAACUUCAACAGCUAAUGGAAGCCAAACACAUAUUGUUUCUGCCUCAUUUCAAACAGCCUUUGAAGUUGAUAAGGAAGUUGCUGGAGCAGUAAAAGUAGCAUUUUCCCAUUUAACUCAUUUUCCAGCUUCUGCUAUUUCAGAUAUUUUUAAUGUUAAUGACAAUGCAUGCAGAAGUGGCAAUGCCUUGGAUACCGAUUCAAUUGGUUUUGAUGUCUUAUCUUCUGAAAAUGAUGAUCAAACUGAAGGUGAACACCAGACUGAUUCUGAUCUUAAAAAAAGCAGAGACACUAUUGAUCCUCACACAAAUUGUGCUCUAAUAGGGAAGCAUGUUACUAAUGAAUCUUUUUGCAAACCAAAAAACCAUCCAAAAUCUCAACACUCCAAGAAAGAACCUACUGAUGAAGUUGGAAUUCGAGAUGAACUUAUUAACCUAAUGCUUGAGAGAAUGAAACUCAUUAAAGAAGAAGAGCUCGUCUCUCUUGCAAUGAUAGUUGCAACCCGAGGCCUUAGUGCUAUGCUCAAGGAGGAGAACAAGGAACAAGAACUAAAUAGCAAGUGCAAUUCAGGAAGUCUAGGAGAUAUCUUGGUGAAACAUGUUUCUCGUUUGGAGGCAGAAAAAGCUGCUGCUGCUGCUGCUUCUAAAGUAUUAGUGCCACAAGAUUCAAGAAAGAAAACCACUCCUCAAACAUUGCCUGAUCUUGGAAGCAUCCUUGUAAAGCAUGUUUCAAAACUUGAAAGGGAAGUUCAAGAAGCCAGAAAGUUAGCAAAAGAAAUGCAAUCUGAAGACCAAAAUAAUGGUUAUGAUAAAGAGAAUCGAGAUGUAAAUUCUGCUUCAAACAAGAAUACACAUGCUACAAACAAGGUCAAUCUUGAUGUUGUCAAUCCUAAAAAUAUCAACGAUUUGGAUAAUAUACAAAAAUCCAAUUCUACUUCCACAUUACCUUUUUCUCAUGCUGGUACUAUUCUGGUCAAACAUGAAAUGAAUAAUGCCACAGAAGGUGAUCAAGAAGCAAAUACAAAGCAACGCCAUUAUAAUGAGGAACAUGAGGAGAGAUUAGAUAAAGCAUUGGUCAAUCAGGUCUCAAAAUUGGAAAAGGAGAAACUGGCAGCAUUGACAUUGGAAAGACAAUCAUCUCAAAGGGAGCAAAAAGAUCAGUACCAAUGCGACAAUUUAGAUAAGAUCUUAAUCAAACAUGUUUCUCAGCUGGAGAACAUGAAAAUGGCAGCACAAGAAGGUUUACAUAAAAUUUUGAAAAAGCAGAUGCAAAAUGAUGAGAAAAGUGAUGAAGGUUUAGAUAAAAUUUUGAUCAAGCAUGUCUCUAGAUUGGAGAGGCAGAAGCUAGAAGCGUCCCCAGAAGCAUUUCAGUGGGUGAGAAAACAACACCAACAUGAUGAGAAUAAUUUGGGGAGUUUAGAUAAGAUCUUGGUCAAACAUAUUUCUAGACUUGAGAGGGAGAAACAAGAAGCAUCACCAGAAGCAUUUCAGAGAGUGCAAAGAGAACAACGUCAUCAUGAUGAGAAUAGUUGGGAGAGUUUAGAUAAGGUCUUCGUCAAACACAUUUCUAGACUUGAGAAGGAGAAACAAGAAGCAUCACCAGAAGCAUUUCAGAGAGUGAAAAAAGAACAACACCAUCAUGAUGAGAAUAGUAGGGAGAGUUUAGGUAAGAUCUUGGUCAAACAUAUAUCUAGACUUGAGAAGGAGAAACAAGAAGCGUCACCAGAGGCAUUUCAGAGAGUAAAAAAAGAACAACACCAUCAUGAUGAGAAUAGUAGGGGGAGUUUAGAUAAGAUCUUGGUCAAACAUAUAUCUAGACUUGAGAAGGAGAAACAAGAAGCAUCACCAGAAGCAUUUCAGAGAGUGCAAAGAGAACAACACCAUCAUGAUGAGAAUAGUUGGGGGAGUUUAGAUAAGGUCUUGGUCAAACAUAUGUCUAGACUUGAGAGAGAGAAACUGACAGCACCAGGAAAUGAAACAUCUCAAGAACAUGAAAACAACAGCAUUUUGAAAAGGAACAAAAAUGCUAGAGAUCAAGAGAUACAACACGCAUGGAGAGGUAUGAGUCUUGGAAAUUCUUUAAGGCCUCACUUUUCUAAGCUUGAGCUUGACAAGGCUGCUUGGCUGGAAGCAGAGGAGGAAGAACUAAAACGUACAUCGAAACACUGAAGAAAGAUGAGGCCACAAGCUUUAACAUGACUGUUCCUUGUUUAUGGUUAUUGUGCCUUGUCAAUAAAGGCUGCUUGGCUGCAAGCAGAGGAGGAAGAACUAAAACGUACAUCGAAAUGCUGAAGAAAUAUGAGGCCACAAGCAUUAACAUGAGUGUUCCUUGUUUGACAAGAGAACCUUUAGCUUACAGCUGAGCAGUAUGUAUUCCAUCAAUGUCUUUCAGGACUAGCACCUUACUUCAUACUUAUUGAAGUUCAAGCCUAGUUCAAUGACAUGUUCCUUCUAUCUCUGGAUUGACCAAUGUAUAGAGAACAUUGUUUUAUUGUCACUUUCAUAAUUAAAAUAUAUUAUGUCUCUUUUGGCCAUGGCAGUCUUAUGUUGCUGAAAUGUCAUUCUCUCUGAAUUUUAACAGCUACAUGUAUCAUACUGUAGACUGUACAACCAGUAAUGGUUCUGGAGUUUGACUCAUUUCAGUCGUGUACUGAAAUUUCUUGUGCAGAUGUCUGAAAUUGUGGGUUCUUUCUUUUAGUUUCAAAUCAUGGUUUUUUAGAACCAGGAAAUAAAACUUUCCUUACGAGUUGGUUGAGGUUAAUCUAUUGAGUGGCACUCGAUCAGUGCUAUAUUGGCUAUUCAAUCGUGUAUUGUGAGCUGGUUAAGAUUAUGAUCUAUUGAGUGGCACUCAAAUCAGUUUCAUGCCACAUUUGGCUAUUCAA